AUGAUUCCAAGGAUAUUUCUGGGUUUAUCGGCGCAGGCGAGAUUAGGCGGAGUUGCCAGAUUAGCCAGAUUAGCCAGAUCUACAACAAUAUCACAACCAGCCACCCUCACACACACCAGAACAUACGCCCAGCCUCCAAACACCACGGCUGUUGAGUCCAUGUCCACUCACACCUUCCAUCAACUCAGCGACAAAGUGUUUGAUUCCCUGGUUGAAACACUGGAAGCUGAAAUCGAAGGCGGUGGAUUCGACGUUGCUCAGUCUUCCGAAGUGGAGUUGAAUUCCGGCGUAUUAACCCUCUCACUUGAUAAAUACGGCACUUAUGUCAUCAACAAGCAGCCCCCAACUAGACAGAUUUGGGUGUCUUCGCCAUUCAGUGGUCCUCGGCGCUACGAGUUUGAUAGCAAUCAGCGCACCUGGCUUGAUGUCAGGGAUGGCUCGUCGCUGAAUAGCAUGCUGGAUGAUGAACUCACUCCUAUUCUAAACACCCAGUUGAAUCUAGGCGAGGGUUGGAUCGAUAGUUGA
Messenger RNA from Wallemia ichthyophaga EXF-994, 525 nucleotides. RefSeq lists its product as uncharacterized. Gene Ontology annotation, biological process: iron incorporation into metallo-sulfur cluster; intracellular iron ion homeostasis. The transcript is spliced from 3 exons. NCBI's taxonomy places the organism in Eukaryota, Fungi, Basidiomycota, Wallemiomycetes, Wallemiales, Wallemiaceae. The coding region runs from base 1 to 525 and encodes 174 amino acids. The record is from RefSeq and is a predicted model, not a curated record. Gene Ontology annotation, molecular function: 2 iron, 2 sulfur cluster binding; ferrous iron binding; iron chaperone activity. Gene Ontology annotation, cellular component: mitochondrion.